Molecule: messenger RNA, 979 nt
Organism: Microcebus murinus (gray mouse lemur)
Lineage: Eukaryota; Metazoa; Chordata; Mammalia; Primates; Cheirogaleidae
Gene: PPDPFL
Product: pancreatic progenitor cell differentiation and proliferation factor like
Biological process (GO): multicellular organism development; cell differentiation
Source: RefSeq, a predicted model, not a curated record
CAUCUCAAGUUACGGCAGCUCGGGCCAGCCAGCCUGGGGCUUCUGCAUAUAAGGUGUGCUCAGGGUCCCAGACCACUGCCACAGUCAUUGCAGACUGCCUCUGGCUGAGCCCGCUUGGGUGAUACAGACUCUUUCAGAUCAGUAAGAAUUGGUGCUUUCAAAGUGUGUAUUUUCUGAAGAAACUUUAGACCUGUUUAUUUUAAAAGAGCAAACUGGAGAAAACAAAUAGACGGCUGCUCAGGCCUUGCAGGCACCGUGUCACGAGUAAAGCCAUGGCGUCCGUACCUUCCAUCGGUUGCCUUCUGGCCAAAAAUCAGUAUUAUCGCAAAUCCAGUGUUUCUUCUGUGACUUCUCUAACUGGCUCUGAUUCUGUUAACUUCGUAGAUGAGGACAAAUCCCAGCAAGAGGAGUAUUGUGAAUUUUAUUUGAUAGGGUUACCAGAAGUGGCAGAAUCCACCUGGUGGUUUAAGUCCUUUUUCCACUCAGAACCUGUGCUUUCCAAUGUGAGAAUGAAAGGGCUGUCUGCUAGUGGUGACGGCGUGGUGCUCUUUCUAACUCCAUCACUGAAUGUGAUUGGAGAGUCGUCUUUGUGUCACUGUGUGGCAAGGAAUGGAUUGGGAUUCACAGAAAGCAGUACUAGUUGAUUCCGACGAUCAAGAUAUUCUAUCUGCUGCAGUGCCACGUAGGUGACCCUCUAUCUGCCAGCACUCCAGCUAUUCCAGAGGACUCUUCUCCAUCGUAAGAAGACAAAAACUUGGCUGAGAUCUCACCUAUGAGACAAGAUCACAGCAGCCACCAAUAUAGCAAAAGUUUAUGCAUUUUCCACAACAUUAAGACCAUCAUUGCAAGUGGCAGUGGCUAUUUAAAAAGCAAGCCUUUAGAAACAUGUAACUUUUCAAAGUAAUGAGAGCCUUCAAGUGCAGUGAUUUAUAUAAAGUAGCCCCGUCAUUAUGUUUAUUAAAAAUUUUAAAUUAGACUA